CGUGCCAUAGCCUAGUUUACAAUGAAACAUUUCGUUUGUCGUCAUAGUUUCACAUGAAAAACUAAUGUACUUUUCUUCUUCACAAACAUUUAAGUUAAAGUGAGCCAAAGUUCACUUUGAAUGACCUUACCUUGUAAGCGUCUGGAAAAAAUGCGUAUCUAACAUUUCAACUUUUCACCCAUGGCGUGAUUUCCUCUAACCUUGUGAUCACAAGGUUUUGAAAGUAUCUGAUUUUCAAUUGGUUGAAUUACACUCAGUUCUAAUCAACCUAUGACAGUACAGUAAUUUUUCACCCCUAUGACCUAGAUGUAUAAAGCACUCAUCAUGCACCGAUAGAUACCUUCAAAUUACGAGAACGUCAGAGUAAUUGUUUCUACUCAAAUCUAAAGGAAUUCCCGUCUAUAAUUAACGUUUAUAUGAGUGUGAUCUUUGCAACAGUUAUUUGAUUCAUCUGCAUACAUCUGCUCAGUUUGUUGUUUUGCUACCUUAUCUCAUCGUGGGAUUUGCGGUUUACAUUCCAUUGGAUUUUACUUUUCAUAAGCACUUCUCCAAUAACAAAUAUUUCAUACAUAGAUCAUGGCUCGUAUAUCGAAAUCUAAUCGUAUUUGCUUGAUUUUAUCUGCAGUCGCAUUGCUUUUCUUGUCGUUUAUGUGCGUAAUUGGGAUACUCACAUUCAACUAUUUAUUUACUAGUCUGAUUUCUAAGAAACUUGCCAUUUUACCUGGUAGUGAGGUUUACGAUAAUUGGAUAUCACCAAGCGUGCCUGUGUAUUUUUCCAUAUAUCUUUAUAAUUUAACUAAUCCCCAGGAAGUGCUGAGUGGCGCUAGACCACGGUUUGCUGAAGUUGGGCCUUACGUUUAUCGAGAGGAUCGUCAGCGUAACAAUGUAGAAUUUUCUGACGAAUCUCCCCCCAGAACUGUAAAAUAUCAACACAGAAUUCUCUACCACUUUCAGCCUGAACUUUCUGUUGGUCCUGAUGAUCAGGGAAUCGUUACAAGUCUCGAUCUAGUAACAGUAGGCAUAAAUGCUCUUCCAGAGCACUACAAAAUGGCGUUGUUCUUCUUCACACUCAACGCAUUUGUUUCAAAGACACCUCGUGAAAUCAUCUGGGGUUAUGAAGAUAGCCUAAUGUCUGCUUGUUUGAGUAUGGGAGCCUGUGAAACAGAUCGUGCUGGCUUAAUGGCUAUGAACAAUGGUACAAAAGUUGGUAAUUUUGUCAUUGAUACCGGUGCUUAUAAUAUUUCAAACGUCGGAAAAGUGCUAAAAUACAACGGUGCAACAUCUUUAGAUUACUGGCACACAGAAUACGCGAAUAUGAUAAAUGGCACAGAUGGCAGUGUUAUACGUCCAGGAUUACAGAUGUCUUCUCGAAUCUUCUUUUUUGUGCCAGACUUCUGCAGAUCUUUUCAUUCAGAUGCUGUUUCAUGGACAACUGCAACUCAUGACAGCAGUGUACAUCUGCUUAGAUUUGCUUCCCAUCCCGAACAAUCCCAAAACGCCACUGUCAAUCCCCUGAAUGCUGCAUUCUGUCCAAAGAAGAAGGCUGGUCCAAAGUGUCCUCCAACAGGAAUGAUACCUUUGUCACCUUGUUCAAACCCGAAGCUCUCAGUCCCUAUAUUUGCUUGUCAACCACAUUUCUUGGGAGCUGACCCUAGUAUUCGUGCAGCUUUAGAUGGGAUAAGAGAGCCUGAUGAAAAACUGGAUUCUACUGUGCUACUUAUCGAGCCUAAUACUGGAUUUGUAUUGGAAGCUUUUAAAAAGGUUCAAAUCAAUGCAUACAUUGAAAAUGUUGGCAGUUUGAAUGAAGUAUACGAAGAUAUGGCAGGACCGUAUUUUUUCCCCUUAGCUUGGUUUACUGAGUUUGCAGUAGCUGACAAAAAAGCGCUGGCAAAGAUUUCGAAUUAUAUUCUUAAACCUAAGAAAGUUAUACCUAUUGUAUUAUGUACCGUCGGCUCUCUUGCACUUAUAUCAGCCGUUAUUUUGAUAGCAGUCCUAUUAACUCGUUAUAAAUUACGAAAGACUGAUAGUGUUACUAUACAUGCUCAAGCUGAAUCUGCAAAUAUGCCGACGGAUUCUGGGUUCAAUGAUAAAUCUAGUGAAAGCCCAUUUGGUCAUUGGACUGUUAAACCUUCACCAGAACACGAGUCACUUCAGGUUAUCGAAUCAAAACCAUUGCUCAAUCCUAAUAAUACAUCUGGGAAAACAGUUGCCUGAUUUAUGUAUCUUGUGUCUGUUAAUCGUUGAGCUACAUAUAUAAAUGCUGCUCACUAUUUUCGCGAAAUCAAUCGAAAUCUUUUUCUUUUUAUUCAGACAAAAAGAACUUAAAAUAGCCUAAAUUUCAUUUUUUUUUCUAUCCUAGUGCUUCCCAUAACCUUAUCCCAGUGUUCAUUGGAAUUUACUCCGUUAUCAUAUUAUUUCAUUAAAAUUUUCUAUGCUAGAAUCAUUUUGUACACUUUUUCAAAAUUUAGAAAUCAGUCUGUUAAUACAGUUUUGUUUUCUCCUUACAAGAAAUGUAGCUAAUCCAUUUGUUGAUUUUUUCUCUCUCUCGGUUUAACUGCUAAAAGCUUAUUUAGGCGCUUUUUGUUUUAGCUUUCUAUUAGAUUUGCUGUAUGCAUACCAUUACAGGCGUACAAUAAAUCAUAUAAUGGUGGAUCCGUUGAUUGUAGUAAUCAAAUAUUUUUGAUAUUUUCUGUUAUGCACAUUCCUGUUCAAAAACUCCAUUCUACCUAAGCAUCAGUUUCUCUUGGUUCAUGCUUAUCCACUUCCUUCCUCAUUGUGUUCAAAGAGUUAUUAUUGUACUAAUUCUAAGCAUGUAAUGACUUUGAUGCUAGUUUAUAAACCAAAAUACUUAGAUUAUAUAUUUUUGUUAAUUCUAUUCAUAAUUGGUUGUCCUGUGUUUAUUCGUUCGAGUGAUUUUCUCCUCAAAUCUCCAAUUCACCCAUUAUGUCCUAUCUAUUGUUUUUACUGAUACUGCCUUUUGUUUGUAUUCAUCGCUUUAAUUAGCAUUUGUAACAUUCUGCACGAAUCCUCUUUUUUUUUAUUUUCGUCAAUUCAAUACAUAGAGGUAUUAAAUUUAAUUGGUCUUUUUGUACAUUUUGAUGUAGUUCAUAACAGUUUUCCCCAUGGUAUUAGUCAGCAUAAUAAUACUGAAAAGUGGGUGUUUUGAUCCUCCCUCUUUCAAGUAAUAUUUCAGUCACUUGGAUACGUGAGAAAUACUUGAAGUUUCUGCCCACAUGUAUACUAAGUUAGUUACCACGCAGCAAUUAAAUGCGUGAGUUCGAAUAAAAAUUCAUGUAUCCUCUGUAUUUAUCCAACAAGAAGUUACAAUUUUG
Molecule: messenger RNA, 3332 nt
Organism: Schistosoma turkestanicum
Lineage: Eukaryota; Metazoa; Platyhelminthes; Trematoda; Strigeidida; Schistosomatidae
Source: the annotation of a GenBank genome assembly